Trichoderma aggressivum f. europaeum is the source of this 1059-nucleotide messenger RNA. RefSeq lists its product as uncharacterized. Gene Ontology annotation, molecular function: oxidoreductase activity, acting on NAD(P)H. The transcript has 3 exons. The record is from RefSeq and is a predicted model, not a curated record. NCBI's taxonomy places the organism in Eukaryota, Fungi, Ascomycota, Sordariomycetes, Hypocreales, Hypocreaceae. The coding region runs from base 1 to 1059 and encodes 352 amino acids.
AUGGCUCUUCCCAAGACUGCCAAGGCUAUCGUAAAGCAAGACGCUGGGGUUGCCAUCAUCGAUGAGGUGCCGCUUCCCAAGCUCCGAGACGGCCAUGUGCUGGUCAAGACAAAGGCCGUCGCCAUCAAUCCCACGGACUGGAAGUACAUCGACCUCGAUGACCCCAAGACUAAUGGUGUAAGGAGCGGAUGCGACUUUUCGGGCGAGGUUGUGGCAGUUGGCGCAGGAGUCACCAACUUCAAGGUUGGCGAUCGAAUUGCUGGAUUUUGUCCCGGAGUGAACAUUCUUGAAAAGGAGGAUGGCGCCUUUGGAGAAUAUAUCGUCGCUCAGGCAGAUGUGCAGUUUCACAACCCUUUGAGCGAUGAGGAGGGAGCGUCCCUUGGAGUCUCAAUCUUCACAGUCGGCCAAGGCCUGUUCCAGAACCUAGGACUUCAGCUUCCAUCAGAUCCCGUCUCAACGCCCGAACCAAUUCUCAUCUACGGCGGCAGCACCGCUUCCGGUCUCCUAGGAAUCCAGUUCGCCAAGCUGGCCGGAUACAAAGUCAUCACCACAUCCAGCCCCCACAACUUCGACUACCUCAAGUCUCUGGGCGCCGACGUCGUCUUCGACUACCGAUCACCCACCGUCAUCGACGACAUCAUCGCUGCUGCCGACGGUGAGCUGACAGUCGCCUGGGACUGCAUCUCCCUCCUCCCCUCAGCCAAGAUCUGCGCUGCGGCACUCUCAGACAAGGGCGGAAAGCUAGGCUUGCUCCUCCCAGUGGACCCGGAUGUCAUCAGCCGCAUCAACCCCAAGAUCGAGUCAUCCAGCACUCUCGCCUAUUCAAUCAUGGGACAGUCCCUCAACCGAUACGGCAAAGAAUUCCCCGGCAGCGAGGAAGACAACGAGUUCGCAAAGGAGUGGAGAGACUUGUCUGAGCAGCUCUUCAAGGAGGGCAAGGCUAAGGCGGCCAAGCUUGACGUCAACCGCGGCGGCAGCGGCCUCGAGGGAGUCUUGGUGGGCUUGGAUGAGUUGCGCAACGACAAGGUUAGCGGAGUGAAGCUCGUUUACACCAUUUAG